CCCGGCCCCGGCCCCGUGGCGCCGCAGCAUGGCUGCCCGGCUGCUGCUGCGGGCGCUGCGGCCGCUGCUGCCCGGCCCGGCCCGCGGCUACGCCAAGAAGCCUGCUCUGAAGUCCAAGGGCAAGAGCGUGGCAAAGGAGGCACUGAAGGGGCCAGAGGUGUGCACAGACCCUGCCAUGCUCACCACCUAUGCCAUGGGAGUCAAUUACUUCAAGGAGGGCCCAGAGGUGGCUCUGAAGCCUGACUCCGAGUACCCUGACUGGCUCUUUAAGAUCCACCUUGGGCCCCCUAAGAAGCUGGAGGAGCUGGACCCUGACUCAAUCGAGUAUUGGAGGCGCCUGCGGAAGUACAACACAUGGCACCGCAACAGGCUGAAGAAGGGCAAGAAGCUGUAGGCACUGCAGAGCCUGGGGCACGGGGGCUGCCCUGUGUGCCAGUAUGGGUGGUGCUGGGCCCAGCUCCUGCUUUUGAUCUCUUCUUUCUGUGAACAAAUAAAUCUCUG
Dryobates pubescens (Downy woodpecker) is the source of this 501-nucleotide messenger RNA. RefSeq names its product mitochondrial ribosomal protein L54 (gene MRPL54). Gene Ontology annotation, molecular function: structural constituent of ribosome. The transcript is spliced from 3 exons. Bases 29 to 394 code for a protein of 121 amino acids. Lineage: Eukaryota; Metazoa; Chordata; Aves; Piciformes; Picidae. Gene Ontology annotation, cellular component: mitochondrial large ribosomal subunit. The record is from RefSeq and is a predicted model, not a curated record.